AAAUUUUUUUGUUCGAAUUAAUAUUCCUGCAGUUCAGUCCGGAGUUGCACUUUCCACUUCCGUGUAGUUUGCCCGGGAAGCAUUUCCUCAAGGUUUAUCCGAACGAGCAACCUGUUAUCAAAGAAGCGCCGAGACGAGCUGCGUUAGUCAUGUCGGUCAAUAUGAUGUCUACCAAUGGCACAUCCCCUCUUUGGUUUCUUGAUGUAUGUGACGGCAGGUUCUAUUUCCAAGUUGACGUGGAUGGACUAGAUGGGGCUGUGAGAGAGGACUCUUUCAGAAAGUCACAGUGCAUUUCCUAUUUGAUCCAAAAUAAGGACAACAAAUAUCUACUUUUAGGGGACAACAGCCAAUUUGAAGUCCAACACUUAACUAUCCAGAAGAAAAGCUUGCCUGCUUCCCAAUUCAACGUUCAGUUUUACAAUGAAUCUGGCCUGAAGGUCAGGAAGGGCUUGGCUGUCAUGCUGUAUGCUAAUAAAAAUGGCAGUAAGAUGGUGGUUUGCUGUAGUGACAAGCGAGAAAUUUACCCACAGGCAAUGGAUCUUCCGGCGAGAGGCGGGGUACACCCUGAACCGGUCGCCAGCCAAUCACAGGGCACAUAUAAACAAACACCCAUUCACACCUACGGGCAAUUUAGAGCUUUCAAUCAACCUACCACGCAUGUUUUAUGGAAUGUGGGAGGAAACUCGAGUGCCCGGAGAAAACUCACCCAGGCACGGGGAGUACAUGCAAACUCCACACACGCGGUGCCCGGAUUUGAACCCCGGUCCCCAGAACUGUGAAGCAGAUGUUCUAACCAGUCGGCAAAUUAGCCACGUAUUUGCUUAAUUUAUAUCACUUAAUUUCACCAUUUUUCACACUAAAUAUAUUUCCAAAGGUGCUAUUGUCAUGAAAUUUUCACCAGAUGUUCGGAACAACCCAAGUAAUCCAUACAUACAAAGAAAGUAGAACAAAUAAGAUCAGAAAUGAAGUUGUGUGGAAUAAUGUGAAAUGACACAAGGAAAAAGUAUUGAACACAUGAAGAAGGGGAAGUGCAAAAAGGCAUGGAAAGCCAAGACAACACCUAAAAUCUAUCAGUAAUUAAACAGCACUCCAGCCCCUUGUCAGUGCAAAUUAAUAUCAGCUGGUUCAGUCGUAAUAGAUGGCCUACAAAAAGGUCUCAUUGCCAAGGUGUGAGUCAAGACAUCUCAUGAUGGGUAAGAGCAAAGAGCUGUCUCAAGACCAUCGCAAAGUAAUUGUUGCAAAGCAUAACGAUGGCAUUGGUUACAGGCGCAUAGCUAAGCUUCUAAAUGUUCCAGUGAGCAUGGUUGGGGCCAUAAUUCAAAAGUGGAAAGCCAAACAUACCACCAUAAAUUUGCCUCGAUCGCUCCUCCUCCUCGCAGGAUUUGCAAAGAAUAAUCAGAAGAGUUGUCCAAGAGCCAAGGACCAACUGUGGGGAGCUCCAAAAAAGACCUAGAAUUAGCAGGUACUGCUAUGAUAAGUUAUCAAAAUUGACAUUGCUUUUAACUGGCAGUACAAAUUCACAUUUAGUUUUGUACCGAUUUACAAACAUAUGUAAGUAUGUACUUUUUUACUUUUACUUAAGUACAGGAGUUAAUGAAUACUUUUACUUGAGUAAUUUUUUACACAAUCGGUGCUUCUAAUUAAUUUCAAGAUUUGAGUACUUUUGCCACCACAGAUUAAUAGACAAAGAGUUUAGAUUAACGCUUAAAAGUACACAUUUGGCCUGUUGUCAAAGCAGAAAAUGUUUCUUCACUCCAGGAUUAUGGCCUGCAGUAAUUUUCCUGGCUGAUUUCCACGACAUAAGAGAACUGGAUAUGCCUGCCAAGCUCUAACUCAUUCUGUCAAUACUUCCUUUUAUAUCAAGAGAAUGAUUUUUACAGUGAGAAUCAGCAUCACAGGCCAUGUUUCAAUGAUGUUGUUCGCUUUGUGGAAUAUCAGGUCAAACUCUUGUCUGAUCCAAUUUUUGGAGAUAUUCAAACAUCAGAAAUGAGAACGCUGUGUCUGCAGUCAAAUCUAAGGUGAGGAGAGGGAACUUUGGCACAAACGUCUGCCCUGUUAACAAACAUCAACAAUGUAAAGAAACAUUGGAAAUCAAUCAAUCAAAGCAACAUCAGUUGUUUAUUCGGUGCACUGCGUGACUGUGAAUGUGAAAAGUUCUUAAAAAUCAAACAUUUUGGAAUAUAAAAUCAAAUUCUUACAGGAAAAGAGAGCUUGGUUUUAGGGAUGUAACGUUAUCUAAAGCUCACGGUUCGGUUUUAUCACUGUAUUAAUCUCAUGGGGUACGAUAAUAUUUAUGAUAUUGUGGGAAAGCGCAAGGUAUUGCAGGAAUGUUUACUAGAGAGAUGGGAGCAUACAGGAGAACCAAUAGACUGUUCUUUUUCUUGCUUCUCGAUUCGCUUGAGUAGUUUCUGUGUGAUUUCCCACACAUUUUCAGGAUAAAGACAUCUUCAAAUCAUUUAUUCCCGUGCAUUUCUAUCCCUGUCCAUCCAGUGUUGUAUUCGUAUCCUGUACCUCCAACAUGGCCGUGUAACUGCUCAAACUAUGACGUCAGUGCAUGGCCACCCCACCCAAUACGCCGAAUAGGUGAAUGCUAAGGGCGCCGUGGUUUCAGGAGGCGCCACAAAAGUCGAAACAAAUGUACCUUUAAUAGACUGUAAUUAUAUUAAAACUAGUUAAUGCUAUUAACUCUUACAAGGACGUAUGUGGUCUUCAUGGUCCAUAUUUCACCAACAACUUCUAUUUGUAUUGUCUAUGUAUUUUUUGCUCAAGAAAAUGUGAUGGGCACCUUUGCAAUGAUAUCCAUCAUUUUUGAAGGAUAACAGUUCAAUUAUCCAACCUUUGUAAAUGUAUACAUAAAAAUACAUACAAAUUGUAGCAGUGUAUGAAAAACACAAAAAGGUUCCACCAAACCAACCUCUUUUGAACUCAAACCUUUUGACUAAAAUUUUGCAAUAUAAAAAUAUUUCAACAGGAUGUAUUUACUUUCAAAACUACAGUGCUAAGGUGGCACAGCAUUUUCUCAUGCAAGUGCAUCAAUGUCAUUGAAGUGUAGUCAGUGCGCCCUCCAGUGGACAAGAUUACGAACAACAGUUACUUUUAUUGAAAAAUAGCAGUGAAUGUGUUCUCCAUCUCCACGGGCCGGCUCUGACCCCCUACAUACAUUUUCGCCACUGUAUUAGGGUGUCAUUAUUAAAAUGAUACAAACACGGCGGGUGCCACCUCCUUGCAAGCCUCAUCCAAAUGAUCUUCAAUGGAGAGGAAAACCUUUGGUCCAUAAAAUAUUUUGUUCUAAUAUUGUUCUAAUAUUUUCAGAGGUGUAUGUGGGCAUAAAUAAGAACGAAGAAAUUUUGGUGAAAAUCGCCCGGCGUUUUUGGACAUAAAGUGUUGUACCGUUUUUUGGCCCGGAGAUCGAUGCCUUCAUCAUCCAAUGUUAUGACACAGCAAGCCAAAGUUUGCGUCUGUCACAUACUGUCAAUUACAGAAACACUUUGUGAGCUGUAGAUACUCUACUGAGACAUCUGAGAGUCAUUUGUGGUGUAAUAUAUACAAAAUUGAGCUGACAAAAGACGUGUAUAAAUGCGGAAAUGAAUCUUCAAAGCACUUCCUCAUGGACUGGUCGACUUUGCCGUGUCGAUAAAAUAAUAAACAUUGGGCCGAUUGUUCUGAUAUUUUUAGAGGUGUCCGAUAAAUUACAUUACAUAAGCAAUUUUUCAAGACAGUGUAACUUGUUUUUCAAAGAAAAGUAGUUAUUCUUUUUUGGAGGGAUAGACACAGGAAACAUGGCAACCUGCGAGUAAGCUAAC
Phyllopteryx taeniolatus (common seadragon) is the source of this 3803-nucleotide messenger RNA. RefSeq lists its product as uncharacterized. The coding region runs from base 150 to 779 and encodes 209 amino acids. The record is from RefSeq and is a predicted model, not a curated record. NCBI's taxonomy places the organism in Eukaryota, Metazoa, Chordata, Actinopteri, Syngnathiformes, Syngnathidae. The transcript is spliced from 7 exons.